Trichoderma harzianum CBS 226.95 is the source of this 312-nucleotide messenger RNA. RefSeq lists its product as hypothetical. The record is from RefSeq and is a predicted model, not a curated record. The transcript has a single exon. The annotation marks the transcript as partial. Lineage: Eukaryota; Fungi; Ascomycota; Sordariomycetes; Hypocreales; Hypocreaceae.
GAGGACGACGACGACGACGAUGACAGCGAGGAAGAUGGCGAGCAAGAUACUGAACCUCCCUUCUCUUUCGUUGACGGUUGGCCAGACAGCGCGUCAGGCAGCAAGUUGCAGGACGACUUCCAACGUCGCCGGGAGAAUCGCAACGAGCUGGUCGAAGCAUUACGACGUUAUGGGAUGUGGCUUUUGGCGGCGAUUGUCUUGCUGCCUCCGCAACUAGUUGCAUUGGGCUUGGUCAUGACGGCAUUUGUAUACUUGUGCAUGAGACGAGACGGCCGGCAGCGUCGUCACGGCAGACGCAACACCGCAGGAUAG